Messenger RNA from Sodiomyces alkalinus F11, 746 nucleotides. RefSeq lists its product as hypothetical. NCBI's taxonomy places the organism in Eukaryota, Fungi, Ascomycota, Sordariomycetes, Glomerellales, Plectosphaerellaceae. The transcript has a single exon. Bases 148 to 603 code for a protein of 151 amino acids. The record is from RefSeq and is a predicted model, not a curated record.
CCCCCUUUCCCGGACUUUGCCUAUUCUUUUUACUUUUAUUUUCUGAUUCUACAUUUUAAUGGCUUUGUGGUUCGCUCGAGGUAAUACGAGGCAUCUCAUCUGCCAGGCGCUGGAAAGGAAGGGAAGGGAAAGAAGGGUUGAGAGGGCAUGACCCCCUCCUUAUGCCUUGAUGUGCAUAUAGUAGAGGGCAGGAAGACGGUUAAUGAGGUCCUUUUUCGCUUGGGCCUCGUCUCGUUUAGCUUUCAGAAGAUACCCGUCUUCGCGGAUGACGAUCUUUUUGCAGUGUCUUGUUCGCCCGUUGGUAGGUUUCUUUGGCAUGUUCUUGGUCGACUAACUGAUGUGGUUGUUCUAUGUGAAAGAGACUGCGAUCUAUACCAUUCCAAUUCUAUGUUGAACGCCCUUGACCGAAACCGUCUAGUCUAUCAUUUUUUUUUUCUUUUUUUUCUUUUCUUCUGUCUUCUUCCCCCCCCCCCUUUUAACUCGAAUCAAGAGAUGUCGCAACUCCCUGCGUCUUAUACGGACGAUUCGCGACCCUCUCCGCCGUCUCUGCCAGACAUUCGAGAGUCAGGCAGCAGGGGAUUUUCCAAGUGCCUUUCAAAUUGAUGAAAGCAAAAAGCAUAUGCCAGUUGAUUCAACGUCUUAUUCCAUCAUGGUCAAGCUCGACCAGUUCCUCGUGCACACAUGGGCAGAGCGAAUACUGCGAAGCAAUCAAGCGGGGCAAGCCGACGACCAGAUCCGACGACACC